Desarmillaria tabescens is the source of this 1714-nucleotide messenger RNA. RefSeq names its product kinase-like domain-containing protein. Lineage: Eukaryota; Fungi; Basidiomycota; Agaricomycetes; Agaricales; Physalacriaceae. The record is from RefSeq and is a predicted model, not a curated record. Gene Ontology annotation, biological process: mitotic G2 DNA damage checkpoint signaling; protein phosphorylation. The transcript has 12 exons. Bases 169 to 1560 code for a protein of 463 amino acids. Gene Ontology annotation, molecular function: ATP binding; protein serine/threonine kinase activity. Gene Ontology annotation, cellular component: site of double-strand break; cytoplasm; nucleus.
GCAAAAGGAGAGUCUAAAAACAUGCUGACGGAAUUUUUUGCAGAUGACCGCUGGAAUUCGGGCCGAUGUUCCGCAAAUUCACGUGACACAAAUAAUUAGCAACGCGUCGCGUUCGCUUUUCUGUUUAUUACCCUCAACGCUUUUUAUUAUCCCAUCCCUCUUCUCAUAAUGUCGACAUUGAAGUACCCAAAAGUAGCUGGCUACGAACUCGUGCAACAAAUCGGUGGGGGAGGCUUCUCGACUGUAUUUCGCGCAGUCCACUUUGAGGAACAACGAGUGGCUGCCUGCAAAGUGAUAUCUCUCACAGACGCCACCACUGACAAAGAGCGUAAAACCAUCGAUAAAGAAAUGCGGGUUCAUGCUGCGUUGAAGCACCCUAACGUGCUUGAAUUCUACAAUGCGGUGGUCGUGGAAAUCAAGCAUAAGCAUUUGUAUCAUCCUGGGAUCUACAUGCUGCUUGAACUUGCCGCAGGAGGCGACCUUUUCGAUAAGAUUGCACCCGAUGUUGGUGUCGGAGAUGAGGUAGCUCAUCUGUAUUUCAACCAAUUAGUUACGGGCAUGGACUACAUACACCGCCAAGGUGUAUGCCACCGAGACCUCAAGCCCGAAAACCUGCUUCUUGAUAUUGCAGGAACACUCAAAAUAUCUGAUUUCGGUCUAUCUGCCGUGUAUAAGCUCAAGGAAUCCGGAAAGACGCGAACAUUGACAGAAAGGUGUGGGAGCCUUCCUUACGUCGCCCCGGAACUGGCUUCCGAUACACCUUACAGGGCCGAGCCCAUUGAUGUGUGGGGUAUGGGUGUUAUCCUUUUCACGCUUCUCGCCGGUAAUACCCCUUGGGACGAACCCACAAUGAACAGCACAGAGUUCUCUCGCUACGUAAAUGGCGAAAUAUUUGAUGAUCCGUUGUGGUGUCACAUCCGAGGCGAUGCUCUCUCUCUCCUCACUGGUCUUCUUUGUAUAGAUCCAGAAGAGAGGAUGUCGAUAUCCCAAAUUUACCAGCACCCGUGGUGCAUCAGGCCUAGCCAGCUUGCUCAGAGAGGCGCCUUGGCGCUUGCCGAUAAGCUUACUGAGACGCUCAGAAAAAACGGCGACCUUGGCCUGGCCGCUCCAGAUUUUGCACGACCAGAAGAAGAAGUAGACGCCGAUGGAGAUCAGAUGAUGUUCUCGGCCGGUCACAGCUCGCAGUUCACUCAGUCACUGAUGCUAUUCUCUCAGACUCAAUCCGGGAAUCGCUACACACCUCACCUCACACGGUUCUAUGCCUCUCUUGGAUCUUCUUUGCUAUUGACGCUUAUCCAUGAAAGUCUUGAGGAACUUGGCGUCAGAUGCAAACCGUCCCCGGAUAGUAGUGACGGUAUACUUCGCCUUCGCAUUGGAGGUCGUGACCGCAGGAAAGAGAUCUUUAAAGGCUGGGUGCUGGUAGAAUGUUUUACUUACCGUGGAAGUGAGGGCAGCUUUUGCAUCAUGCAAAGAGAUGAAGGAAAUCCCAUAUCAUGGAGACAACUCUGGAAAGCACUGAUCAUGUCGCCAUCCGUAGAACCUCACGUUCUGCGAAAAUGACGAUUUAGUAAGGGAGAUAUACCCCAAAUAUAUUUGCAGCAUUUAUUAGAGUUGCUUAUAUGUAACACAGUUAGUAUUUGUAGGUUGGAAUCUCGCUCAAGGUGUAAGUAAUAAUAGUUAAAUAUUUGUUCCUGUGAACACUACUAUUUUAGGG